This is a messenger RNA of Sapajus apella (tufted capuchin), 703 nucleotides long. RefSeq names its product thiosulfate sulfurtransferase like domain containing 3 (gene TSTD3). The coding region runs from base 1 to 609 and encodes 202 amino acids. Gene Ontology annotation, molecular function: thiosulfate-cyanide sulfurtransferase activity. Lineage: Eukaryota; Metazoa; Chordata; Mammalia; Primates; Cebidae. The record is from RefSeq and is a predicted model, not a curated record. Gene Ontology annotation, cellular component: mitochondrion. The transcript is spliced from 5 exons.
AUGCCAGUUGCUGUUACGGCCGGCGCCUGGCUGGAGGGCGCCCGAGAGCCCGGAGCAGCGCGCCUGGAGGGCGGAGCAGGAGCGGGAGGAGUAGGAGGAAGUGGUCAGCAGCGCGGCGGGCGCCAGGCAAUGGUGCUGCCCUGGUUGCUGCUUGGGACUGCGCGCAGGGCGGUCCUCGGGUCAGUGGAGGCUGCGCUCUGCGGUUUAAAGUCAAUAAAGGGAAACCACCACAAUUUUUAUACUGCUAUUUCUAAAGAUGUCACUUAUAAAGAACUUAAAAACCUGCUGAAUUCUAAAAAUAUUAUGUUAAUUGAUGUUAGAGAGGCAUGGGAAAUUCUGGAGUAUGGAAAAAUCCCUGGGUCUAUCAACAUACCAUUGGAUGAGGUAGGUGAGGCUCUACAGAUGAACCCAAGAGACUUCAAAGAGAAGUACAAUGAAGUAAAGCCAUCCAAAUCUGACAACCUAGUAUUUUCUUGUUUAGCUGGAGUGAGAAGCAAGAAGGCUCUGGACACAGCAAUAUCUCUGGGCUUUCACAGUGCUCAACACUAUGCCGGCGGAUGGAAAGAAUGGGUAACCUAUGAAUUUUCAGAGAAGAAACAAGGAAAUUGAAUUUUUGGAAUACAAGUUGGCUCUUUCCUUGUGUACAUGCAGCCAAGGAUAGUGGAAUGAGCAAGAUAAUAAAAAUCUAGUCCUGGCACCGCUA